This is a messenger RNA of Ostertagia ostertagi, 540 nucleotides long. Lineage: Eukaryota; Metazoa; Nematoda; Chromadorea; Rhabditida; Trichostrongylidae. The record is from the annotation of a GenBank genome assembly.
UAUGGCAUUAAUAGCAUAUUAUAUCAGCGUGGUUUAUAUCCUGGUGACACAUUCAAGAGAGAGAAAAAAUAUGGACUAACACUACUGGUUACAAACGACUCGAAAUUGCAACAGUUUCUGGAACCUCUUCUGAAGCAAGUGGAAUUUUGGUUAAGCAAACGAAAGUUGAAACGCCUGGUUUUGGUCAUUUCGGAAAUCAAAACUAAAGAAGUAAUGGAAAGGUGGCAGUUUGACAUUCAGACGGAGGAAAUGAAUGAAGAGGGUGAAAAUUCGACCAGGCAGAAGGAUGAGAAGAAAAUCAAGCAAGAAAUGUCUGAUGUUAUUCGGCAAAUAACGGCAUCGGUUACAUUCCUUCCGUUGCUGGAAGAACCGUGCUCUUUUGAUGUCUUGAUUUACACGGGAAAGGAGACUGAAGCACCCAGCGAUUGGGUUGAGAGCAGUGCAUGCCUCAUAAAGAAUAGCGAACAGGUACAACUACGAUCCUUCUCCACGGCGGUGCACAGCGUGAACACAAAUGUACAGUACAAGGCUGAUUUUUGA